AACUACCCAGGCGGUCUGCUGACGACGGUUGGCGGCGCGCGGCGCCGGCGAGCUGUUGGCGUGAGCAGAACCGGGAGGAGGCAGCAGGAGCCGGUGCCAUGGUGGAGAAGGAGGAAGCUGGCGGCGGCAUCAGCGAGGAGGAGGCGGCGCAGUAUGACCGGCAGAUCCGCCUGUGGGGAUUGGAGGCCCAGAAACGGCUGCGGGCCUCCCGGGUGCUUCUUGUCGGCAUGAAAGGACUUGGGGCUGAAAUUGCCAAGAACCUCAUCCUGGCAGGAGUGAAAGGACUGACAAUGUUGGAUCAUGAACAGGUAUUGCCAGAAGAUCCUGGAGCUCAGUUCCUGAUUCGUACUGGGUGUGUUGGCCGAAAUAGAGCUGAAGCCUCUUUAGAGAGAGCCCAGAAUCUCAACCCCAUGGUGGAUGUGAAGGUGGACACUGAGGAUAUAGAAAAGAAACCUGAGUCAUUUUUUACGGAGUUUGAUGCUGUGUGUCUGACUUGCUGCUCCAGGGAUGCCAUGGUUAAAAUUGACCAGAUCUGUCACAAAAAUAGCAUCAAAUUCUUUACAGGAGAUGUUUUUGGCUACCACGGAUACACAUUUGCCAAUCUUGGAGAACAUGAGUUUGUAGAGGAAAAAACCAAAGUUGCCAAAGCUAGCCAAGGAGUAGAAGAUGGACCUGACACCAAGAGAGCAAAACUUGAUUCUUCUGAGACAACUAUGGUCAAAAAGGUAUGUGUAAUGCUGGGGAGGAUAGAGGUCUGAAACCCUGGGACCUUGCUGGGGAUGGGCAAUUACAACUGCAAAUGAAAGAAGCUGUUGAGUAGAGCCUAGAAGGGAGGGAUGCACUUGUCCCUUCUAAAGAGAGGUUG
Molecule: messenger RNA, 865 nt
Organism: Otolemur garnettii (small-eared galago)
Lineage: Eukaryota; Metazoa; Chordata; Mammalia; Primates; Galagidae
Gene: SAE1
Product: SUMO1 activating enzyme subunit 1
Exons: 5
Coding region: 99-758 (219 amino acids)
Biological process (GO): protein sumoylation
Cellular component (GO): SUMO activating enzyme complex; cytoplasm
Molecular function (GO): SUMO activating enzyme activity
Source: RefSeq, a predicted model, not a curated record